AAAAUAAUCACAAAGUGACAAGCGAAUUCCGAAUUUUUUUGCAACUUGUAAAAUAAAAUAAUUUGUUUUUUGUCACAAAUUUAUCUCAAAUUAUUGUUAAUUAAUUAACGGAAUUAUCGAAUAAUUGUAAAAUACAGUCCGCAGCUUAUAAAACAAUCGGUGUGUUUUGUGUUUGUCAACUCCCUGCAGUAAUAUGGAAGAAAUCGGUAUCGUCUUAGAUAAGGAUGAUGGAAUCGAUAAAACUCAGUCAGCUACCCGUGCUUUAAAUAGUCAGCAAUUCGACGAACUCGACGAAAAUGAUUUAUACAAGGAGUACAAAAAACUGCAACGGCAGUUGGAAUUUUUGGAAGUUCAAGAAGAAUACAUCAAAGACGAACAGCGUAAUCUGAAAAAAGAAUAUCUACAUGCUCAAGAAGAAGUAAAACGUAUUCAAAGUGUUCCUUUGGUUAUUGGCCAAUUUUUAGAAGCCGUCGAUCAAAACACCGGAAUCGUUGGAAGCACUACUGGCUCUAAUUAUUAUGUUCGAAUUUUAUCGACGAUCGAUCGUGAAUUAUUGAAACCAUCGGCCAGUGUUGCCCUACAUAAACACAGUAAUGCUCUAGUUGACGUUUUACCUCCUGAAGCCGAUUCUUCCAUUUCUAUGUUACAAGCUGAUGAAAAACCGGAUGUGCAAUAUUCCGAUAUCGGUGGUAUGGAUAUGCAGAAGCAAGAAAUUCGAGAAGCUGUAGAAUUACCUUUAACGCAUUUCGAAUUAUAUAAACAGAUUGGUAUCGAUCCUCCGCGAGGUGUGCUUAUGUUCGGACCUCCAGGCUGUGGUAAAACUAUGUUAGCUAAAGCUGUAGCUCAUCACACGACAGCUGCUUUUAUUCGCGUCGUUGGUUCUGAAUUCGUGCAAAAGUAUUUGGGUGAAGGUCCACGUAUGGUUCGAGACGUAUUUCGUUUAGCCAAAGAGAACGCUCCCGCUAUUAUUUUUAUCGAUGAAAUCGAUGCCAUUGCUACGAAACGAUUCGAUGCUCAAACCGGUGCCGAUCGAGAAGUUCAAAGAAUCUUGUUAGAAUUGCUGAAUCAAAUGGACGGAUUUGAUCAGACCACGAAUGUCAAGGUUAUUAUGGCGACUAAUCGUGCCGAUACUUUGGAUCCUGCUUUAUUGAGACCUGGUCGUCUUGAUCGUAAAAUCGAAUUCCCUCUGCCUGACAGAAGGCAAAAACGUCUCAUAUUUGCUACGAUUACAUCAAAAAUGAAUCUAAGCGAAGAAGUCGAUUUAGAAGACUACGUUGCUCGACCAGAUAGAAUUUCCGGCGCUGAUAUCAACGCUAUUUGCCAAGAGGCCGGAAUGCACGCUGUCAGAGAAAAUCGUUAUAUUGUUCUCGCUAAAGAUUUCGAGAAAGGGUAUAAAAAUAAUGUCAAGAAGAGUGAACUUGAACACGAAUUUUAUAAAUAAUCUUUUUUUCUUUUGUAUCAUAACUUAAUUGUAAGCGAGCUGAAUUUUGUUAAUGUGUAAUAAUAUUAGAUAAACGAUUUUUUAUCAA
This is a messenger RNA of Planococcus citri (citrus mealybug), 1529 nucleotides long. RefSeq names its product 26S proteasome regulatory subunit Rpt3 (gene Rpt3). Gene Ontology annotation, molecular function: proteasome-activating activity; ATP hydrolysis activity; ATP binding. Bases 194 to 1441 code for a protein of 415 amino acids. The transcript is spliced from 8 exons. Gene Ontology annotation, cellular component: proteasome regulatory particle, base subcomplex. The record is from RefSeq and is a predicted model, not a curated record. Lineage: Eukaryota; Metazoa; Arthropoda; Insecta; Hemiptera; Pseudococcidae. Gene Ontology annotation, biological process: proteasome-mediated ubiquitin-dependent protein catabolic process.